Carica papaya (papaya) is the source of this 1525-nucleotide messenger RNA. It is a transcript of the gene BZIP25, whose product is annotated as basic leucine zipper 25. The record is from RefSeq and is a predicted model, not a curated record. Gene Ontology annotation, molecular function: DNA-binding transcription factor activity. Gene Ontology annotation, biological process: regulation of DNA-templated transcription. NCBI's taxonomy places the organism in Eukaryota, Viridiplantae, Streptophyta, Magnoliopsida, Brassicales, Caricaceae.
ACAACCAAAGGAGGCGAAAAAAUGCAGAGAGAGAUUUUUUGAGAGGUAAACGAUGAAUACUGUGUUCUCAGUGGAAGAUUUCUCCGACUCCUUUUGGUCCGCUCCGGAUCUGGCAGUUGCGGCGGCGGAGAUCAUGAACCGGAGCCAGUCAGAGUGGGCGCUGGAAAGGUUUUUCGAAGAGAUGUCUACGUCAGCGCCGACGAACGCGAUUGCUUCAUCUUCCUUGCAAUCUCAGCCGUCAAUCUCGACUGCUGAAAGAGCUCACGAUAAUGAUGUCGUAGAGAUCGGAAAGCCUGCCGAUCAUGAUAAUCAUAAUCGUUCUUCGCCUUCCGGUCCUUCUUUGACGGCUCGUGUUGAUUCCGAGGAGUACCGCGCGUUUCUCAAGAACAAGCUCGAUCUCGCAUGCGCCGCUGUUGCUCUCCGAGCCUCUUCUGUAAAGCCUGAAGAUUUGGGUACCCAAACAGAGAAUCAGCAAAAAGAGGCAGCCAAACAACCUGUACCUAUCCAAUCAGGGUCUCAAGCUCAAGUGGUCCAGAGUGAGCCUGGUGCUUCACCUAUCAGUGCUCCCGCCUUGUCAGCUACACAGCCAAAACUUGUACAAGCAAGGCAAGCCACCAGUGGGUCAUCUAGAGAAGAUUCAGAUGAGGAUGAGAUUGAAGGAGAUAUGGGAACUACAGAAAAUACAGAUCCUGCUGAUGUCAAACGUGCAAGAAGGAUGCUGUCAAAUCGCGAGUCAGCUAGGCGCUCUAGAAGAAGAAAACAAGAACAUAUCAAUGAACUUGAAACACAGGUUGGUCAACUAAGAGUUGAACAUUCGUCCUUACUGAAACGUCUCAGUGACAUGAAUCAUAAGUAUGAUGAAGCUGCCGUUGACAACAGAAUUCUGAAAGCCGACAUCGAGACAUUGAGAGCAAAGGUGAAAAUGGCUGAAGAAACAGUGAAGAGGGUGACAGGGAUAAACCCACUUUUUCUAGCUAAAUCCAAUAUACCUAGUGCCGCGAUGCCAUUUGUCAGCAACCCAAUGGAUACAUCGUUAGUCGGUGCUGUAGCAAGGCAACCAAACCCUAAUCAAUUUCUAAACCAACCAGUUCCUAGCAUAGCUGCUGGUACCAUACCACAUCAGAGAUUAGACAACAGCUUUACUGGCAGUGCCCUUGUUGCUCCCGGAGUAAAUCCACAAAGUGAUUUUAGAGGAAACAACAUAACUGAAACAGCUCCGUUCCGGCUGGCAGCUGCAGCAGGGCCCAUGCAAAAGCAGAUUGGUCCCAGUGCCAGUGGUGUGCAAAAGCAUGUCUGUCCUGGUGUCAAUCCUGCAGAAGCAAUGGCUGGUUGGAAUUCUGGACUUCCUCAUGCAGCCACAAAGAAUAACCAGAAAUGUUGAAUGCAAUGCUCCUUCCCCCCAUCAUUGUUAGUUGAGUUGGGGAGUCAAAUACAUACUGCUGUAGAAAUGUUGGUUAAAAUUUUAUUGAGGAGUUUUCAGUUUAACUGCAUCCUUGAAUUUAUAUUUCCAAAUUUGGUUCCGUCA